AUGGCCCUGGAUCGUAAUACGCCUGAAGGUGUAGAGGCCUGGCUUACAGCGUUGUCGGCGAAACCUUGGUCGUUUCCCACAACGCUUGGCCCUGAACUUUCGCAGGAAAUGUUGAAAACCAUUCGUGACCACUGGGACACCUACACACCUAAUAUUAAGCUAGGAGUUUUGUUUUCUAUACUAAACAUUAGGAAACUGUUGGCGAACACGAUGAAGAAUGAGUUAUUAGCGAUACUCGAAAAAGGCACUCGAGAAGAUGAAGACGAAUGGGUUGUUCUAAUAUCAAAAAUGUUGCGGGAAUAUCCAAGUACAUCAGCGCUUGAUUUGAACAUAGAACAACAUAUCCCGACUGCUGCUCAAAAUGGACUUCAAAAUUUAAUGAACAAGAUACGACUAAAUGGAAUCAAAUUUUAUCCGGUUGAAUAUGCAUUUAUCGAUCGCAAUAUUUGCGAUUCUUUUUCUACGCUCUCACUGAGCACUUAUGCUACGCCAUCACAUUUUGGUUUGCGAGACUCAACCGCAAAUACUGCAAAUCAAACACGUACAACAAUUCUAAACAAUAUGUCAGUACCUCCUUCUCCAAGCUUGACCUCUCCUGUAAACGCAACAGGAUUCAAUUUUCCACAAAUUGGUCAAUCACAAAAUCAAGCAUUGCAUGGUCCUCCAAGUCGCUCCAAUUCAACCUCUUCUGGAAUUUUUAUUCCCGGAAAACGUCGACCUUCACAAUUGACACAACCCUAUCCUAAAGGUAAAAAUCCCCCCAAACCAGGCCCAAUUAACACAACCAGAGCAGGAUCUUUACCUGGUGCAGGAUUAGCAUCUUCGAGUUCGGAAUCACCUGCCGAGCAAAAGGUCACUAUCACACAAGGUAAAAAAUAUCAAAAGCCAUCAAGAAUUCAAAUGCUUGAUAUAUCAACUGGAACAAAAAUUAUAAAAGACCAAGAGGAAUCAAAGCGAUUAACACAAUUAGAGGAACAACAAUCGAAGGAAGCUCGACGGCUUGAAAGAGAAAAAAAACAGGAAGAAAGACGACGUGAAGAAGAAGAGAAGAGGCAACAAAAAGAACAAGAAAAGGCCGAAAGGGCCGAAAGGCAACGGUUAAAGGAAGAAGCUAAAAGAAGAAAGAAUGAAAAGACCGAAAAGAAAACUACGAAAGUUGCCUCCGAAACUGAAAGUACAGAUGCACAGGGUAAUAAUUAUCCAGGAGCACGAAAAAAGAAAAGAUUAAAUAGUACUAAAAGUAACUUUUAUGAUGUACUUUCAAAAAUCGUUGAAGAAGAAACGAUUUCUGACGAAGAGAUGUCUCAUAAAAGUCCCCAGACCCAAACGAUUGUCGCAUCACCUACUUCUUUAUCACCUCCAAUGAAUCAAUUUUAUGAUCAUAAUAUUGGUGAUAAUGGUGAUAAUUCAACAACUAGCAACGGCUUUGUACCUGAAACUUCGACCAUAGCAGAACCAUUAGGGCAACCAGCAACAUCCGAUUUUACUUCUUCAG
Molecule: messenger RNA, 1495 nt
Organism: Scutellospora calospora
Lineage: Eukaryota; Fungi; Glomeromycota; Glomeromycetes; Diversisporales; Gigasporaceae
Source: the annotation of a GenBank genome assembly